Schistosoma turkestanicum is the source of this 1035-nucleotide messenger RNA. NCBI's taxonomy places the organism in Eukaryota, Metazoa, Platyhelminthes, Trematoda, Strigeidida, Schistosomatidae. The record is from the annotation of a GenBank genome assembly.
AUGAAAGGAGCUAGUCCUAACGCCUAUACUACAGCACCAUCUAAUCCACCAGCUCUUCAACACAAACCGAAUACGAGUGCCUCCAGAAGCCCUGUAGGACAUUCGCAGGAACUUACCUCUAGCCAAAGUAUAGUUAACGCUGUUUCGUCAUUAUCGAAAUGUGAUGAUAAACCUAGUAAUGAGGCAGGACCCAUGGAAUUAUAUGAUAGUGUCAACUUGCAAAAUCGUCUUCAAAAUUGGAAACAUUGGAGUUUAACAACGUUCAAAUGUACCAAACAAAUGAUUGAGGAAAAACUUGGAACAGCAAGUGUAACUUGUGAUCAAGAAUUAGAAGAUCGAAUUUCAGUGUUUAGAAAUAUGCAUCAACAGUAUAAAAUAUUGCAUAAUCUCGCUGAAAAAUUGGCUAAUAGUUUUCGAGACACUAUUCGUCAUCAACGCGCAUUUACGGGUCAUAUGGCUACUUUAAUUGUACAACAGCCUGAAUUAAGCAGUGAAUUCACCUAUAAUACAGAAACACAACGUAUUGUUUUAUCAAAUGGAGAAAAAUUGUUAGCGUCACUAGAUCAUUUCGUCCAUUCCUUGAACACACUGAUUAAUCAUGCAUUUACAGAUACAUGGAUUACUGUUGCUAGUAUGCAGUCGGCUCGUAUAGAAUAUGAUGCUCAUCGUAAUGAAAUGAAUCAAGUCAAGAAUAAAAAAACUACUAUUAGUAACAAUGCUGAUACUACCGUUGCCAGUACUACAACUAAAAUUAAUAUGCCAAGAAAUUCAGUGGUCGCUGACUCAAUUCACGAUAAUCAUGAUUUACAAUCACGAUUAGAUGCAGCUUGUGAACGGUAUUCUCAACUAAAAAAAGCUGUUCUGUGUAAAUUGGAAUUUUUACAAGAAAAUAGGCUACGUGUUAUGCAACAUCAAUUAGUACUUUUACAAAAUGCAACAUCAGCAUUCUUCUCAGGCAAUAAUCAACAACUGGAUCAAAUUUUAAACCAAUAUAAAAUCAAAUUAUCAAAUGCACAAAAUGGAGUUAGCCAUUAA